Molecule: messenger RNA, 870 nt
Organism: Pecten maximus
Lineage: Eukaryota; Metazoa; Mollusca; Bivalvia; Pectinida; Pectinidae
Product: UPF0454 protein C12orf49 homolog
Exons: 5
Coding region: 12-632 (206 amino acids)
Biological process (GO): positive regulation of SREBP signaling pathway
Source: RefSeq, a predicted model, not a curated record
GGAGCCCAGCGAUGCCAAUGUUGAAAAUUCGGAAAUUCCGAAGACGUUGGGUGCUGACGGUGUUUCUUAUUGGUUCAUUCAUAUUUUUACUGUCUAAAACUCUUUCAAGUAAGCAGGACCUAGUUAAUGAGCAGUAUGAAAUAAAGCGAACCUUUCUACGACAACCUUUUGAGUGGCAACCAAAGAUCCCAGAUCUACCAGAGGCUAACUCAAGUAGACAGUGGAUAUGUAGGAAUUCUGUUCAAGGGAAACAACUCAUAGUGGAUGAACGAGGUUACGUGUGUGACCGAGAGCAUGUAGUCGGUGGGGGAUGUUGUGACAGCAAACACGCCCGCACAUCAAAGCACAGCUGUGAUACCUGUGAGAAGAAUGGAUGUUGUGAAAAGUACGAGUACUGUGUGUCUUGUUGCCUACGCCCAGAAAAGAAACCUUUGAUGCAAAAAAUUCUAAAAGAAGGAAGGGAAGCUCUGGACAAACUGUUUGCAUCUGUAGAUAAUCUGUUUGAACUCUGUCUCUCCAAGUGCAGAACUUCAUCAAUGAGUGUACAACAUGAGAACUCUUACAGAAACUCUGAUACCAAACACUGUUACGGGGAGAACCCUCCCGACCUGCAAGCGUCAUUACCUGUGUGAAAGACAGUUGUGAUAGGAACAUAUCUGUACAGUAUUUAUUUUUAUAGAGCAGUCUAUGUAUAUAUGUUAGGAUAUGUAAAUAACAAAGUCAUUACCUGACUGUAAAUAUUGUUGUAAUUAAAUAUCGUACACAUAGAACAGUCAAUUUAAACUAUUAAAUAGUGGUCGCUUUUGAUGUAAAACUAUUGUAAGCAUGUUAUCCAUCAACAAUUCUGACACCUGUUUUGAAGGUGAAAUA